Neodiprion fabricii is the source of this 608-nucleotide messenger RNA. RefSeq lists its product as uncharacterized. The coding region runs from base 209 to 601 and encodes 130 amino acids. The record is from RefSeq and is a predicted model, not a curated record. The transcript has 3 exons. NCBI's taxonomy places the organism in Eukaryota, Metazoa, Arthropoda, Insecta, Hymenoptera, Diprionidae.
GUAAAAUCGCUAACCCGCGUACGCAAAAUCGUAAGAGUUGAGAAAGAAUAUCCUGUAUCAACAUUUCAGUAUGCGUUGUCGAUUAGCAUUUUAAUCGUUCAUAGGACGAAACAAUGGCAGCCGUAAUAAACUGAAUGCUGCAAACAGAAUUGUCUCAUAUUCCUUGCCUUAUGCACAGCCGAAUCCUAUUGACAACUUGGCGACUGAGAUGGAGGCGUUAACCCGGAUCGUCAACCAGGACGAAAUGAUGGAUGAAAGUACGACGCGUCAACUUGGUGUUGCCUCGGACAGCGCGGAGAUCCCAAAAACUCCGAAUCCUACCCCGAACGAGAAUAAGAAGAGAAAAAAAAAUUGGCGAUGGUGGGACAAAAAAAAGUCCAAGAAACGAAAAGAAAAAACGUCCGCACCUGCGUCGGAUACUGCGCAACUCCACAAGGUGGCCAGAUCCACCCCGAACCAGCGGGAGAAGCGAGUCUCUCGGAAUCCGCGGUUCCGAAAGACUCGCACUGACGGUCCGCCGAAGCAGACGUCUUCGGGCCCGCGGACGACGGAGGAACGCGCAUUAGCGGUAGUGGUGAACACGAUACUCAAUCGUAUGUAAUAAAAAU